Molecule: messenger RNA, 210 nt
Organism: Adineta ricciae
Lineage: Eukaryota; Metazoa; Rotifera; Eurotatoria; Adinetida; Adinetidae
Source: the annotation of a GenBank genome assembly
AUGGAGAAUGUAGUACUCCUGUGGUAUCAUAAUUCAGCAGAUAAUGACAUUCCAUCGACAUUAAUCGUAAAUCAGAUUCAAGAACGAUCUUUUACACAGGAACAUUGCAUACUUACAGUUCAACGAUUUACAACUAUGCACAAACUACGUGGAUUCCAUUCCAAAGAAGAAAAUCUUUUUAGUACUAUGGAUCUCAAUAUCAUCGACUGA